AUGAGCUCCAAGGUUCUUAAACUCCUUGCCCUCGCUGGCCUUCUUGGGGCAUCCGUAGCGUGUUCGACCGAAUCUGAUGUCGAGAUUACCUUUUACGGAUAUCCCGACAACGAUCCUCCCAGUGCGGAUAUUGCGUAUGAUUGUGGUCGUGGUUACACGGCUGGAGGCACCGGCACGUAUGACGACCCUCUCACCUUUGCCACCGCCCCUGGCGAGUUUGAAAAGUGUGAGAUCGUCUACCUCCCGUACCUUCGCAAGUAUCUCCGCUUCGAGGAUACAUGUGCGCAGUGCACCACCGAUUAUCACAACGGCAAGCUCCACAUCGAUAUUUGGACUGGCUCUACUACUUCCAGUGGUGGGGAUACCCAGAUUGACUGCGAAGACUCUUUGACUCCUGAUGAUUCUCAAACCGUUAUUAUUAAUCCGGGCACCUCCUACACCGUCAACUCGGACGAGUUGUUUGCGAGCGGCAAAUGCUAUACCUCGAACGUUUACAGCAAUGCCGAUGCUUCGAGCUACUGCAGUUCCGGUUCUUCGGGCUCGAGCUCUAGCUCUGGCUCCGGGUCCAGCUCAUCAUCAUCCUCUUGCUCCUGGCCAGGCCAUUGUGCUGGUGCUUCCUGCUCAACCGAGAACGACUGUUCCGGCACCCUGACUUGCCAGAGUGGCAAGUGCGCUUGA
This is a messenger RNA of Aspergillus welwitschiae, 678 nucleotides long. RefSeq lists its product as uncharacterized. NCBI's taxonomy places the organism in Eukaryota, Fungi, Ascomycota, Eurotiomycetes, Eurotiales, Aspergillaceae. The record is from RefSeq and is a predicted model, not a curated record. The transcript has 5 exons. The coding region runs from base 1 to 678 and encodes 225 amino acids.